This is a messenger RNA of Corylus avellana, 745 nucleotides long. The record is from RefSeq and is a predicted model, not a curated record. NCBI's taxonomy places the organism in Eukaryota, Viridiplantae, Streptophyta, Magnoliopsida, Fagales, Betulaceae.
GAUGCAUAUGCAUACUAAAAAUAAAAGAGAGCUUGAGGACUCACAUGAUCAACGAGCGUCCACCACUUAUGGGCCUGAUGAGGAAGGAAGCAUGCAAAAAAAGUCUGAGGAGAAGUAUCCAGCUUCUCAACAGAGCCUUCUGAAAAAUUGGCCAUUGAUGUCAUCUAUCAUUGUCUACUGUGUUUUCCAGCUUCAUGAUAUGGCUUAUACAGAGAUUUUUUCAUUGUGGGCUGUUAGUCCCAGGAAAUAUGGGGGAUUGAACUAUACGACUACAGAUGUUGGUGAAGUUCUUUCUAUUACAGGCUUUGGUCUAUUAUUCUUUCAACUAUUUGUAUACCCCGUGGUGGAGAGGAUAUUUGGGCCCAUCAUGGUAUCUCGCAUUGGAGCUGUCUUGACCAUACCAUUGCUGUCAAGUUACCCUUUCAUAUCUAUGCUUUCUGGCCUCAGCCUCACACUACUGGUUGACUGUGCAUCGAUAUUGAAGAAUGUGCUCGCUUGGUCGGAGUGUUCUGUCUUCUCCGGCGAGCUCCGGCAAUACUCCGGCGAGUAUCCGGCGAUACUCCGGCGAAGGUCCGGCGAGCCUCCGGUGACUUUUUCUGUUCUGUUUUUCAGUGUUUUUCUUGUGUUUUUAAGUACUGCCGGCCAGUUCUGUGUGUUUCUGGCCAGUUUUGAAGCCCCGACGAAGUUCUGGCAUAUUUCCAGCAAAGCUCCGGCAAAGUUUUUUGUUUUUCCGGUAUCUCACUGA